This is a messenger RNA of Cyanistes caeruleus (blue tit), 6954 nucleotides long. The record is from RefSeq and is a predicted model, not a curated record. Lineage: Eukaryota; Metazoa; Chordata; Aves; Passeriformes; Paridae.
AGACAGGCCCAUUUAUGAGCUCCCUGCUGGUCCUCUGAGCCCCAUUCUGACUUCUUUUUUCUGCAGGAAGGGGUUGGAGCCUUCAUUAUCCUCCCUGCAGUCCUCUUUCACUUUAUCAACAAGAAGCUCUGCUGUGAAGAGAGAGGUGGGCUCCCAUGCCUGGAACAACAAAGGUGAAGAAAACACUGCAAAGAAAAGUCCAGACCCCAUGAAAGCCUUGCUCCCUGAAUUAUAAGUGACACGCUGGCAAAGCUGAACAACUGAUCACCAGGCACUGGCAUAGUGUAAAACAUGGCUUCUGAGGCUGCUCAGAAUUUCCUCCAGCCACUCUCUUCUUGGAUGUCUCAAAUAUACGAAGCGAUCCAACAAGCAGGAGACUCCAUAUCUGCCUCGCUGCUGAAUUUGAGUGGAGUGGGUCGUAAGCCAGAAGAAGAGAGGACCCAGGACUUGGAGAACAAUGGAGGCGUUUAUGAGGAUUAUUCUGAGGAAUCAGAUGAGGAACAAGACCUGGACCUUUGGGAUGAGGACUAUUUCUAUCCUAGAGAAGACAGUUGCAUUGGAGGCCCUGAUCUUGCUUCACAAAACCUCCCUCCCGGCUCUGACACGGGUCCACAGAGGCAAAAAAGAGUUAAAAAUACCAGCACCAUGCCAGAGCAGUGCGCUGAAAGCAGCAGGACCUUGACAACCAAUGGAUCCUACUGGACAAGUGAAGACCUCCAGCCUCUUGAUCGGCUUCCUCCCAUCGCUGAGGAAGAAGGUGAGCCUUCUUUGAGGAUGGGAGGUCUUGAGCACAGCCUCAGCUUGGGUGGCUCCUUAAACAGUGCUAAUGGCACUGCACGCUGUGCAGAUCUGGAUGGACUAAGCCAACUGAGUUACCAAGAAAACCUUUCCUGCCGUGAAGAUGACCACGUAUCUGUUGAUUCAAGAACAACCAGGAGUAAGGGCAGUGGGCAGCACAAAGGGCCCAGGAUGGAGCCCAGAACUGGGGAUGGUGUCAGCCAGUCACACAGGGAAGGAUAUGGAGACACACGUCUGGAAAUGGAGACAGCAUUUGCCAGCCAGGGAUUGGAAGUAAAUGAUGCUACUGACAGCUCAUCAGCUUGGAGCCCUGAGGAGCACAACGAAGCGAGCAUCGCUCCAGCCCAUCACGGUGCCCAUGAGCCCAUCUGCAAAUGUGGUGACCUGGAUGUCAUCUUCACCUAUAAAUCCUCAAGCCAAAAGCUCAUAGCCACUGUCCUGGAGGCCAGGGACAUCCCAGACAAGGACCGCAGUGGCGUGAACACCUGGCAGGUGCACGCGGUUCUGAUGCCGGGCAAGAGACAGAGGGGUAAGACGAGUGUGCAGAGAGGACCCAUCCCCGUCUUCCAGGACAAAAUCACCUUCAGCAAGCUGGAAGCUCAGGAGCUGAGCAGCCAGGCCGUUCGCUUCCGCCUCUACGCCGUGCACAAGGUGGUUGGGGAGAAGAUGAUGGGGGAGCAGCUGUUCUACCUGAGCGGCAUCAGCCAGGAAGGGGAGGUGAAGGUGACGCUGCUCUUGGAGCCAAGGAGUAACCUGAGUAGUGCAGAUUCUCAGCUGAGUCUGUCAGCAAUCUCUCACAGUGAUAGCGCUUCCUCAACACAGUCCCUGUCACAUGGAGGGGUGCCAGAGCUGCUCGUGGGACUGUCAUACAAUGCCACUACAGGGAGACUGUCAGUGGAGAUGAUCAAAGGCAGUCAUUUCCGAAACCUUGCAAUUAAUAGACCACCUGAUACCUACGGGAAGCUCUGCCUGCGCAACUCCGUGGGUCAGGAGAUGUCCCGCUGCAAGACCUCCAUCCGCCGGGGCCAGCCCAACCCCGUCUACAAGGAAACCUUCAUCUUCCAGGUCGCCCUGUUCCAGCUCUCAGAUGUCACCCUGCUGAUCUCCAUCUACAACAGGCGCAGCAUGAAGCGCAAGGAGAUGAUCGGCUGGAUCUCCAUGGGCCAGAGCAGCAGCGGGGAGGAGGAGCAGAGCCACUGGCAGGAAAUGAGGGAGUCACAGGGGACACAGGUCUGCAGGUGGCACACGCUGCUGGAGUCCUAGCGGGGACCAGGGCAGCCUGGGGCAAAGGGCUGGCUCCCCUCGCUGUCUGCCAGCAGGAAACAGCUCUGGCAGGGCACGCAGCUUUAACCUGCCCGCUCAGAGCCAGCAGCCACGGUUACCAAGGCUUGGGAAGAGAGUUUAGCUCUUGCCUUUCCGGCUUGCCCUGCAUUUUCUACAUGCAGAUAAUUAACCCUAGUGAGAAGCAGUGGGAAUACCUGCAAAAUCCUUUCCUUGGUCACUGCCUUGCUCAUUUUUCCAUUGGUUUAAUCGCCACAGACUGAUUCUGAUGUGAUGCUGUUUUCUUCUGGAGUAAACUCUCUCUCUUCCCUCUCUUCCCUUAUUUAUAUUAAUGAAGUUUGCAAAUAUUCUUGCCACGCAGAUAGCUCACAGAAAAGCUAACCUGCAUGCAGAUCACAUCCUCUCCCUUUUAUUAUUGUGUUUCUAAGUCCUAGAAAUGAGCAUUUGAUACCACUGUAAACUGGAUGAUAUAUUUUUCAGACAGCAUGAGAAAGCACUCUUGAAUUCUCUGACAACUUUUAAGUGCCUAGACAUUACUACUGUUCUUCUGUACUAAAAAUUGAUAUAAGGACUAAAUACUACUGGUAUUUUUAAUUAGGCACCCUGUGCACUUGUUAGCCUGCAUUGACAUAGGUUUGCACAAGAGAUAACAAGCAUCAGUUUUAUAUUGCAUUAUACAAUGCAUGUUUAGAUGUUUACUUGAAGUUAUGGCUUCUGUCAUCACAAAUACCAAAAAAAGACCAGAACAAACUGCACAGCCACCUUUGUGCCUGAAUCACUCCUUUCUGCAUCGUUUUGCCCAUGUGUUAAUAUGACUUUUAGAAGUGAGGUUCAUUCAGAAAAGCAAUUCUGUGAGCAUUACAGGAGAGAGCUUCAGAUCCGUGGUGUUUCUGUGAUUCAGCAAAGCACUACUCAGAGUUUUCUGUGGGAUCUUCCGCAAAUCUCCUGUGAUAUCUCCUUGGGAUAUGGAGGGGGACUGGUUUUGGCAUGCUGAGCAGUAGAGGAUGACAGACCAUGUCACCUAACCUUGGGAAGGAGCUCUCUUGCAGGCCAGGAAUGGGAUACAGAGGGGCUGCUGGCUCUGCUGAACUGGAGAAAAGAAUUGUGCUUCCUGCCUCCAGCUGAAAGCAAUGCAAGGAGCAGCCUUGCUGGAUGAGGUGAUGAUGCUGUCACAUGCUUACUUUUCAGACUACAUUGUCCUUUUCCAUUUUAAUCUCUUUUCCUGUCUCUGUAAGCUGAAGUCAUGGAGAUGAUGGAUAGAGGAUGUGUCUCAGUCUGCUGCUUGGCUAAGUGGUUGUUGCAGUGCUGUGUGUGACACAAAGGAGGAUGUUCAUCCUCAGUGGAAUGCAGGCAGUGAGGUGCUGAGAUCUCCAAAUGCUAUCAGCUGUCCAAUCUCCCAUUCUCCACAGUCUCUAGGAGAGGACUGUCUUUUCUCCAUUCCUGCUGAUGACAGCAAGGCACAGGAAAUAUUUUGCUGAAGAGCUUUGUUUGUACUGAACCCCUUCAUGGUUUGGUUUUGCUAUUUACUGACACCUGGCACCAAAUUCUGCCUCCUCCUUCACCCACAGCCACUUCCUUCACUUCAAUGGUGCUGUGGAUAUCAAACUAAUGCAAAUUUUGGCACUGGCUGUUCGACCAGAAUUGGUCCUUGGUGCUGGUUUUUGUCACAUCCAGGCUAGACAGGCCCUGAGGGCAGUGCUGUGGCACUCACAGGUUAUCACUGGUGUCACACAGAGGCUCUGUCUGUCCUCAGGAGGCAGACAGAAUAAUCUGCACUGAGAAGCACUGCUGGAACAGGUGAUACAAGUUAUUCUGCAGACCACGCUCUUGUAUCUUCUUAUCACCUGUCUGAGCAUCACUUUUCCAGGGAGACUGGUGGUUAUCCUAUGCAGGAGGGUUCUCCUCCACUGUCUAGAUAAGCUGGCAUGUCUGCUUUGCACUUAAACACUUUUGUGUUUUAUAACACAAAGAAGGGUGUAACCCAAAUGCAGCUCAUCCCACAAAUAUGUUCUUGACUGCACUGCUAAAACAAUGCAAGAAAAAGUGAACAUCUGAGUGGUAACCAGCAGAAUAGAAUUUCAUUUAUCAUACACUUUCUUCCUGGGGAAAAAUAAAAAUAAAAAAAAUAGAGGAAACAGCCCAAUUCAAAAGGUGCAUUUGCUGAUUCCAGUUGUUUUCCAAUGUCUCCAUCUUUUUUGUCCUGAACUGCAUAAAACGUAUAUGCAAGUCUUUAUAAUUAAUUUUAUUACCUGGAAUGUAUGUGUGUGUAAUGAAUUUACUGAGAUUCUCUUCAGAACUUCUUGAACCUGCAAAGUCUUGCCUGUGCUUCAUGAUUAGCUAAGGAAAAAGUGUAAGUUCAUAAUACAUGUCAGCAGUGAACUGGAGAUAACCCAGUUUCAUAACAGCAUGAUUAAAAAAAAAAGAACCUAAUGAAAAAGUUCAUUUUAAAAAGCAAUGAAGUACACUGGGUUUGGACUUCCAUGCUGUUUUCACAUUAAGAUCUUUUCUGAAGAUAUGGCAUUAAGGGAAUUGAAUUUUAGUAUAUAAUUUCAUUGUAGAGUUUUUGGAGUCAGAGAAAAGCAAGUGAAAAUGGCUUAUUUAGAGUAAAUUAAUAUCUAAGCAAGUGUUAAAACUUUGCUGUCCAAGGGAAGCAGGUUGCUGCAUUCUUGCUGCCACAUUUUACCCUUUUAUUUUAUCAGAAAUUUUUGGAGGGAGGGAGCAAGGGCUGUGGCAGGGGGACCAUUGUGCCAAAACUCUUGGCACAUCCAUGCCUUGAGAAGUGUUUUUGUGGGGUUCUUUAUGUUCCUACCAAAGCAAUGGAGAAGUCUAGGAAUCUUGGGAUGAAUGAGGUGCUGGGGGUACUUGUGCUUGCUAGGUGUAUUUUGGGAUUUUUAUUGCUUUUGUGGUUUAUUUUUCCUUCCAUUAUUGACUGUCUGUGAAAUGGAGGCUUUGCAGCAGCUCUGGCAUAUUCCAAAGCUCCUCUACCUCUUCCCAUUGACAGAGUGAAUUAGUCAAUACUAAUAUUUAUACAGGCUGGGCUUGUGCUCCUGGUCCUUCUUAUGUAAACACCACUGCCCUUUUAGUCACUGCUUCAACCUCUUGUUUCCUUUGGAAGUGGCUGACCAGAAUGACUUUCCAGGAAGUUUUCCAUUCCUUGGGAAUCCUGUCCUCACCUGACUGGCAGAGGGCUGGCAGACCUUGUGCUCCACUGGCCUUCUCCAUGUGGAUGCUGAUGACUUCUGCUUCAGUGGGGGUCCAGGUGGGGAGAGAGCUGUGAGAGGGCCAUGGGGGUUUCAAGGAGCAGGAUAGGAAUGGAUAACCUGGAUCCAGGGUGCUUGGGCACUUGCAGGGCUAGAUUAUGGAUGUUUCCUAAUGCACUCAUGUCUUCUGAGGUAAUUCAUUCCCUUUUGACACCGUUUGUAAUCCCUUUAUAGUUUAUUUGAAUUUUCUUUUAAUUGUUUUUUAAAAGCCUGGAAAUGUGGAAAGAUAUUAACUGCAUUGGGCCAGAGUAUUAUGGGCAAGUGCCCUAGAUACAUCUCUGUAUCUUGAACAGCAUCGUUCAGUUGGUUGCAGUCUGUUUUUCCAUUGUUCUCCUCAGCCAGCAUGCCCCUGUCCUGCCAAGCUCUCUGCUGCUAUUUUAUUUUUCCUUUUUUAAUGUUUAUCGACAACAGAACAGAGUGAUCUCACCGUGUUUAUAUUCCCCAUAAUAAACGGUGAUCUUCAACUGAUGCCCACAGAAAUGAGUCCCUCUUUUAGCCCACUGAGCUGCAGCAAUUGCUCACUGAUGUGCCCAUUUGCAAAGGCUUUAUCUGGAUGAUCUUCUGCUUCCUUUGAUUUGUCUGGGUUUCCUUUUUACCGGUGUCUUUAAUUAGCUGGACCCUGCUGUGGCCUGCCCGUUCCUGUUGCUCUGCCUUGUCUGCCUUUCCCUUCAGGGGCAGUGUGGGUUGUGCAGCUCCCGGGGUACAUGGACAAUGCUUGGGUGUAUUUUUAGCAGCUGCAGAUCCCGAGGAGUUAUUUGGUGCUUUACACAGCCCACUGAUCUUCAGUCGUGGAUGUCGUUAGAAGUUCCUGGAUGCACAGAUCCAAAGGCUUCCAGCUGCUAUUGAUCAUUUUCCCAGCAUAAAGCUGAAGGUGGCAGCUUGGCAGAGGAGCAGGCAUUUCCUCUGGUGGCAGUUCAUUUUCCCCUUCAGCUGGAGCUGGCAGUGACCUUGGAGCUGGCGUGCCUGCAGAGCUUGCUUUCCGCUCCCAUAUUUAUCAUCAUUUUUAAUCUGUGUGAUCACAGCACUUCAUCUCUGCCUCUCAGCUGCCUUCUGCCCUUCAGCACGAAAAGUUGACUGAAAGGCUGAGCAGAGAAUAUGGCCUUCUCCAUCAUAUUAUCCCCUCCCAGAGGGGUCAGCUCAAAGUUGUGAUGCUCCUGACCAAGCCCUCGCCUCCCUGCUCUCUUGUACACUUGUAGAGUUUGAAGUUGGUUGGUUGGGCUGUGACAUCUCAAUAUUUACAGAGUAGUGACACCCAUUCACCUCAAUGUGGACCAAAUUAAUGGCAGAAGGAACAGCCUGUUCUGUAUUUGCUUUCUUCCUUUUCUCACGGGUAUUGUGUUCUGCAAAAGGACAACAGAGCCUGCAGGAAUUAGUAUGCAGGAACAUCCUCUUUCCAUUUAAAUGUGCUAAGUGUGAUGUUUGCAGCUAUGGUUUGAGGGGAAGAAACAAAGCAGCCAGGGUUUGUAGAGGAGCUCACACUUUGAAUGAGGCAGGUUUUUCCCUCCAGCAUGUGAUACCCCAACAAAUACAUUCUCAUAUCCCAAGAAGCAGUGCUGGCUCUGAGCUCAUCUGCUUCUGUGAUACAAGCAGCCAGAAGCUGACAGAUCCUAAAGCU